GACAGUUUCUCUUUGCCAUUUCACAUUAGUAGACUGGAUGGAUUAAUUUUCUGCAGUAUCUGAUGGUUUUAUUAAUAGAAAAUUAGAGAUAAUAAAAUAGAAAAAUCUUUAAACAAUACUCUAAUGAAUUCUUACGAAUAUGUCCACGUCUCAAUUAACGAAAUCAGUAUCAGGCGAGCAAAUAAAAUCUCGUUUCUAUGGUGUUUAUCUAUUAUGCAGUCAAAAUCCCGAUAAACGUUAUAAUGGUAAAUGCUACAUAGGUUUUACUGUAAAUCCAACACGUAGAAUAAAACAACAUAAUCGUGGUAAGGAUUUUGGAGGGGCCAAGAAAACUAGUAAUAAAGGUCCUUGGAAGAUGGUUAUGAUAGUGCAUGGUUUUCCCAACAACAUAGCAGCACUACAAUUUGAAUGGGCUUGGCAGCAGCCUACAUUGUCCUCACGCCUAAAGAACUAUCCCGAGUUGAAGAGAAAAUUGCCAAAGGAAACUUAUUUUCAAUAUAACUUUCGCAUAUUAAGUCGUAUGUUGAAUGUGGGUCCUUGGCAAAGACUACCUUUAGUAAUACGUUGGCUAGAAAAUGAUUAUGAAUGUGAAUUUGAUCUUUUAUUUGCUCCACCAAAGCAUAUGAAAAUUGUUAGUGGUUCUGUGGCACUUGAAAAACCCCAGAAAAAGAAACAACAAAAUAUAUUGCCUCGUGCCAUUUGGGCACCAGAAUGUCAUCUUUGCAUGCAAAAAAUACAAAAUGUUGAACAGUCGCGUAUUGGUUGCCUAAAUAACCUAUGUAAACUGACUUGUCACAUAAUAUGUUUAGCUAAUCACAUGUUGUCUUCGGAUCCCUGUCAAAGAGGGCAUUAUAUACCCAUAGCAGGCGAAUGUCCUUUAUGCGAAACACCCUUGUUGUGGAUUGAACUAUUGCAGAGGAAACGUAAAAUGCAAGGCAUAUUAUCCGAAGAAGAAGAUGAUGAAGAUGAGGAUGAUUUCGACAAUGAUGAAGAAGACAGCGAUGAAGAUGAAGAACUAAAGAAUUUGGGAUGUAAUAUAAGUUUUACUCAAAAUCAAGACAAUAUGGACGAAGCUUUAGAAUCAUUGGAUAUUUAUGAACUGAGUGAUUAAAAAAUAUGAAAAAAUACUCAACCAAAAU
Messenger RNA from Lucilia sericata (common green bottle fly), 1139 nucleotides. It is a transcript of the gene slx1, whose product is annotated as structure-specific endonuclease subunit SLX1 homolog. The record is from RefSeq and is a predicted model, not a curated record. Gene Ontology annotation, biological process: double-strand break repair via homologous recombination. The transcript is spliced from 3 exons. Gene Ontology annotation, cellular component: Slx1-Slx4 complex. Gene Ontology annotation, molecular function: crossover junction DNA endonuclease activity; 5'-flap endonuclease activity. The coding region runs from base 140 to 1111 and encodes 323 amino acids. Lineage: Eukaryota; Metazoa; Arthropoda; Insecta; Diptera; Calliphoridae.